GAGGACAGAGAGAAAAUCUCAGUCACCUUCUGGGGUAUCCGAGCCAGAAAGAAGCCAUUCACAUAUGCAGAGGAGCUCGUUUCCGCCCACUGGCUCACCACCUCACGGGAACGAUGGCCACAGAGUCCACAGCCACAGCUGCCAUCGCUGCGGAGCUAGUUCCCGCCCACAAAAUUGAAGAUGCUCCUGCUCCUUCUACCUCUUCAGAUAAAGUGGAAAGUAUGGAUGUGGAUAAUGAAGCUAAGAAGCUAUUAGGGUUGGGACAGAAACAUCUGGUGAUGGGAGAUAUUCCAGCGGCUGUCAAUGCAUUCCAGGAAGCAGCCAGUCUCUUAGGUAAGAAGUAUGGAGAAACAGCUAAUGAGUGUGGAGAAGCCUUCUUUUUCUAUGGGAAGUCACUUUUGGAACUGGCAAGAAUGGAGAAUGGUGUGUUGGGAAAUGCUUUGGAAGGUGUACGUGUGGAAGAAGAAAAAACAGAAGAUGAAUCUGUAGCAGAAAAUAAUGAUAACAUAGAUGAGGAAGCAAGGGAAGAGUUGAGAGAACAGGUUUAUGACGCCAUGGGAGAAAACGAAGCUGCAAAAAAAACAGAAAGCAAGUCUCUGGCAAAGCCUGAAACUGAUUUGGAACAGAAGCGUGAACUGGAGAAGGACGGAAGAGAAGAUAUGGAUAUAAGUGAGCCUACAGAGAAGCUAACAGUCGAAUUGACUCCACAUCAGCUGACUGAAACCUCUGAAGAGUCAAAAGGAACAGCAGGACCAGAAGGACGGGAUGAAGCUGAGGUCACGACCAGGAACCCAGAACAGAAAGCUCCAGACACAGAGGAAGGAAAACCAGUUUUUGGAACUGACAUCCAAAAAGAAGAAUGUAGUGAAAGAGGUCAGGAGGAGCAGGAAGAGUUAAUUGUGAGCACAAAGGAGAAGCCAAAAGAAAAUUCGAAAGAGCAGCCCAUUGUGACUCUGGAGAAGCAGGGAACUGCAGCGGAGAUGGAGGUCGAAGCAGAGCCUGUAGAGCUGACAGUCACGCCAAUGGAUGUGGGUGGGGAUGAGCCAGAGGGACAGGUAGCUGCCUCUGAAAAUGAGCCAAGAAAGGCUUUGCAGGAGCAACUGGUAGGGCAAGAAGAGCUUUCUUUUGAAGAGUCACUAGUAGUGACAACGGAGGCCACUGAGGCCUUAGCUCCACAGUCUGGAUCAGAAGUCUCUGAAAAGCCAGAGCAAGAAGCCACAGUUCUCCCUCAGGAAGGUCCAGUUAGUGGGCAAGCUGUAGGAGAUGAGACUCCUGUUGAAGCACAGACUUCUGCAGAAACACUGACAGAAACAAAAGGUGACUUAGGUCUAGAGGAUAAGGUCGGGGCAGAACUGGUUCCUAGCCAGGAGGAGAUUGAGCUGCCUGUAGAAGAGUCUGAGGCAGCUGGAGAUGGGGUUGAAACCAAAGUAGCCCAGAGGGCUACUGAGAAAGCACCUGAAGACAAAGUUAAGAUAGCUGCUAAUGAAGAGACCCAAGAGAGAGAAGAACAGAUGAAAGAGGGUGAAGAAACUGAAGGCUCAGAAGAAGAGGAUAAAGAAAAUGAUAAGGCUGAAGAAACACCAAAUGAAUCCAUUCUUGAAAACAAGUCUCUUCAAGAAAGUGAAGAGGAGGACAUUGGAAACCUAGAGCUUGCCUGGGAUAUGCUGGAUUUAGCAAAGAUAAUUUUUAAAAGGCAAGAAACAAAAGAAGCCCAGCUUUAUGCUGCACAGGCACAUCUUAAACUUGGAGAAGUUAGUGUUGAAUCUGAGAACUAUAUCCAGGCUGUGGAGGAGUUCCAGGCCUGCCUGGCCCUGCAGGAGCAGUACUUGGAAGCCCAUGACCGUCUCCUUGCAGAGACUCACUACCAGCUGGGCUUGGCCUAUGGAUACAACUCUCAGUAUGACGAGGCAGUGGCACAGUUUAGCAGAUCUGUUGAAGUUAUUGAAAAGAGAAUGGCUGUACUAAACGAGCAGAUGAAGGAGGCUGAAGGAUCAUCUACUGAAUAUGAGAAAGAAAUUGAGGAGUUGAAAGAACUGCUACCAGAAAUCAGAGAGAAGAUAGAAGAUGCAAAGGAGUCCCAACGUAGUGGAAAUGUAGCUGAAUUGGCACUGAAAGCUACUCUGGUGGAGAGCUCUACUUCAGGUUUCACUCCUAGUAGGGGAGGCUCUUCAGUCUCCAUGAUUGCCAGUCGAAGAACAACGGAUGGUGCUUCCUCAUCAAAUUGUGUGACUGACAUUUCCCACCUUGUCAGAAAGAAGAGGAAACCAGAGGAAGAGAGUCCCCGGAAGGAUGAUGCAAAGAAAGCCAAACAAGAGCCGGAAGUGAAUGGAGGCAGCGGGGAUGCGGUCCCCAGUGGAAAUGAAGUCUCGGGAAGCAUGGAGGAGGAGGCUGAGAAACAGGCUGACAGCCGGGCCACAGUGGAUGGGGCAGUGGAGGCUGGAGCUGCAGUUGAAACCACUGCAUGUUAAGAAAGGGAGCAGAACCUUCCUCCCCGGGGAAAGUGUUUUUGUAUAUAAUGUAUUUUUUCACUUUUGGGAUUCUUUUUGUAUAACUUCAAUAAAGAUGGUAAGCAAAGGUUGAGGCUUUGAUGGCUUUUUCUUAAAUAUUGGCUAUAUCUGUGCCUUGGGGCACUCUAGAUUUUAUAAAGUGGCCAAAAUUGUGGUUUCAUGUUUUGUCCCAGUGUAUCUAUUUCUCUGUUGGAAGUUGUAACCCCAGCUCCAGUCUUAACUGUGGAGGUGAUGAUUUGCAAGUGUGGGCUGUAGGCCCUUAUCUCCCAUCGGUGCUAUAUAUCUACUCUCAAAUACUUGACUGAACUCAGCAGUCUUGCGAACUUCAGUGGUGCCGUCUCUCUUUGGGGGCUAUGCGCACAAGACUUGGAUGAUGGACUUUGUGAACCAGGCCUUGGGUGCUACUUGUCUUCUGUUCACCUUGUCUCCACCUAAGGGCCAUUAUCCUGUCCUGGAAAGAAUUAUGAAGAAAACCUGGGGGCAGGAGAUCACUGAGGAAAAGUGUGUUUAAUUGGAGAAAUGAGCUCUCUGGGAAAGAGGCUGAGUGUGUUGGCACUUGCAUGAUUGGAAGAAUCUGUGUGUGGGGGGCACGUGCACGCACACAUACACACAUAUAUAUAAUUUUUUCUUUUUCUGUAAAGAAAGGUUGAAAUAUAUCAACACUUGGAAUUAUCUGUCUGCAAAAAUAAAGAUGCUAAUAAAAGGUUCCUAGUCUGGAA
Molecule: messenger RNA, 3226 nt
Organism: Fukomys damarensis (Damara mole-rat)
Lineage: Eukaryota; Metazoa; Chordata; Mammalia; Rodentia; Bathyergidae
Gene: Nasp
Product: nuclear autoantigenic sperm protein
Exons: 16
Coding region: 114-2468 (784 amino acids)
Biological process (GO): DNA replication-dependent chromatin assembly; CENP-A containing chromatin assembly
Cellular component (GO): nucleoplasm
Molecular function (GO): histone binding
Source: RefSeq, a predicted model, not a curated record